Vigna umbellata (rice bean) is the source of this 1607-nucleotide messenger RNA. Its product is annotated as transcription factor TCP9. Lineage: Eukaryota; Viridiplantae; Streptophyta; Magnoliopsida; Fabales; Fabaceae. Gene Ontology annotation, molecular function: DNA-binding transcription factor activity; sequence-specific DNA binding. The record is from RefSeq and is a predicted model, not a curated record. Gene Ontology annotation, cellular component: nucleus.
ACCCCAAUGCCCACCAUGGGACCCAUCACGUGCAAUAGUUUUACUCUCCACGCAUUCAUCAACCAUCACCGUUCAUUUAUUUCCAUCUACAAACUCAUCCACGGUAAACACAACCAGGGCCCAGGGCCCCCACACAACACAUCCACCUUCUCAUUCUCCUUUCUCAACUCCUUCUUUCACGUACCUUCACUAUAUAUACUUUUAUUCUCACUACCACUCUCAUUCUAACGCAACUCAAACACCACCUUCUACCCUCAUUCUUACAUCCUUAAACACUUGUUUUUUCUGUUACGUACGUUCUUCUUAUUCUUCAGACAUGGCUGGUGAUUCUUCUGGAGACGUUGAUCUAAGGUUGGGAGAACCUAAGGGGCCGAAACUGGAGCCCGAGACGGAGGAGGGUUCCGCGAUACGUGUGAUGCCGGUGGCUGUGCACGUGCCGUCAGGGAUGUCCAUGUCUGUGUCCAAGGCCCUGGCCCAAGCCCAGGCCCAACCUCAGAAACGGGCCUCCACUAAAGACCGUCACACCAAAGUCGAGGGGCGAGGCAGGAGGAUCCGAAUGCCCGCCACGUGUGCGGCGCGGAUCUUCCAGCUCACCCGAGAGCUAGGUCACAAAUCAGACGGUGAAACCAUCCGUUGGCUCCUCGAACACGCCGAGCCCGCUAUCAUAGCCGCCACCGGCACCGGCACCGUCCCCGCCAUCGCCAUGUCUGUCAACGGCACGCUCAAGAUUCCGACCACCUCUCCCUCCGACCCGGAACUCGGAGACCCACCGGAGAGGAAGAAGCGCAAGCGACCUGUAAACAGCGCCUACGUGGACGUAAACGACGGUGCCGUUUCAGUCCCCGCCGGCCUCGCGAGCUCGAACAAGCAAAGCUCAAGGACGAUCACGACGACCGCCUCAACGACGACCCCAAUUCCGCAGCACACCGCGAUUCCGCUGCCGCAGGGCGUGGUCCCCGUGUGGGCCGUGCCUUCAAACGCUGUCGUUCCGACUGCAGGCGCGUUCUUCGUCGUCCCCCAAGCCGCGUCGUUUCAGCACCAUCCGCAGUUUUUCACCAUAGCACGACCAAUCUCCGCGUUUGUCUCCUCCAUGGUCACCCCCGUUCAACUCCAACCAACCUCCACAUCCUCUUCUGCAAACGCUAACCCUUCCUCCACUGCGCCGUCGUCGAAGUCCCCGGCGAGAGCCACCGUCAUGGCUCCCACCACCACCACCACAACACACAUGCUGAGAGAUUUUUCGUUGGAGAUUUACGACAAACAAGAGUUGCAGUUCAUGUCGCGCGCGUCUUCCAAGCAUUGAGAGGAGAACGAGGACGAGAAAGAGAAGGAGAAGGAGAAGGUGAAGGGCGUUGAAUCUGGUUUCCGCCCGACGACGUCGUUGGGAGCAAGAGGAAGAGCACGUGCACACGUGAUGCGAGGAUUAAAAAUGGUGGGACCACGUGCAUUGAUGUGGGACACCACCAAAAGUGGAGGGUAUGGUGGGGGACCCAGUGGGGUAAUGCAAAACUAGUACCACAAGUUCAGAACUACUAGUACUCAAUUUUUUCGUAUUUUCCAAAAUAAUGUUAAUAACAAUAAUAAUUAGAAUAAAUUUUACAUUUUAA